Messenger RNA from Lodderomyces theae, 879 nucleotides. RefSeq names its product pyridoxine biosynthesis protein (gene SNZ1). Gene Ontology annotation, molecular function: amine-lyase activity. Bases 1 to 879 code for a protein of 292 amino acids. The record is from RefSeq and is a predicted model, not a curated record. NCBI's taxonomy places the organism in Eukaryota, Fungi, Ascomycota, Pichiomycetes, Serinales, Debaryomycetaceae. The transcript has a single exon. Gene Ontology annotation, biological process: pyridoxine biosynthetic process; pyridoxal 5'-phosphate biosynthetic process; amino acid metabolic process.
AUGUCCGAUUUAAAAAUAAAAGAAGGCUUAGCCAAAAUGUUGAAAGGUGGGAUUAUCAUGGACGUCGUCAAUUAUGAACAGGCCAAAAUUGCCGAAAAAGCAGGUGCAUGUUCCGUUAUGGCACUUGAAAGGAUCCCAGCUGAAAUGAGAAAGUCAAACCAAGUUUGCAGAAUGUCUGAUCCUCACAUGAUCAAAGAAAUUAUGGACAAUGUCUCAAUACCGGUUAUGGCCAAAGUUAGAAUUGGUCACUUUGUUGAAGCUCAAAUUUUGGAGGCCUUGAAAGUUGAUUACAUUGAUGAGAGUGAGGUUUUGACUCCUGCUGAUACUGUUGACCACAUUGACAAGAACAAGUUCAAUGUCCCAUUUGUAUGUGGAGCUAGAAACUUGGGUGAAGCCUUGAGAAGAAUCAAUGAAGGUGCUGCUAUGAUUAGGUGUAAAGGUGAGGCUGGUACUGGUGACAUUUCAUCUGCUGUUGACCAUAUCAAGACUAUUACCAAAGACAUUGAAGAAGCUUGCAAGUUGAAAACUGCUGAAGAGAGACAAGCUUUGGCCAAGGAAUUAAGAGUACCUGUUGAAUUGGUAAACACCGUUGUGGAGUUGAAAAGAUUACCAGUGGUUACCUUUGCUGCCGGUGGUGUAGCUACUCCAGCUGAUGCUGCCUUGUUGAUGCAAUUGGGAUGUGAUGGAGUAUUUGUUGGAUCCGGUAUCUUUAAGUCGCUGAACCCUCAAAAGCUUGCAACUGCUAUUGUAAAUGCAGUCACCCAUUACAAUGACCCUCUCAAGUUGUUGCAAUACUCAACUGACUUGGGUGACUUGAUGCCAGGAAUCUCUGUGGACUCAAUCAAGGAAAACGAAAAGUUGGAAAAGAGAGGUUGGUAA